Messenger RNA from Quercus robur (English oak), 669 nucleotides. RefSeq names its product lysine-specific demethylase JMJ29-like. Gene Ontology annotation, biological process: regulation of transcription by RNA polymerase II. Gene Ontology annotation, cellular component: chromatin; histone deacetylase complex. The coding region runs from base 1 to 651 and encodes 216 amino acids. The record is from RefSeq and is a predicted model, not a curated record. The transcript has 5 exons. NCBI's taxonomy places the organism in Eukaryota, Viridiplantae, Streptophyta, Magnoliopsida, Fagales, Fagaceae. Gene Ontology annotation, molecular function: histone H3K9 demethylase activity; transcription coregulator activity; chromatin DNA binding.
AUGGAACAUUCUGCCAUUUCUGACCUAAAUCUAUUGGUGAAUAUUUUGACACAUACAGCAGAAGUAGUUAGUAAAAGUGACAAGCAGCGCUCAGCAAUUGCAACCUUAAAAGAAAGGCAUAGGGCCCAAGAUUGGAAGGAGCGUCUAGAUCGAGAGGAGUUAAGUUGUCCAACUGAAAAACUUGUUCAUAGCAACGGUGAGGACAUGGAGGUCCUAGAAAUUGCAGAUAUGAGCAAGCAUCCAUCUGAUUUUGAUGGUAAAAUUGAGAUGUCAAAAAGUGACAUAGAAGGGGCUACUUGUCCUGGUUUCUCCACAGAACAAGAAACAGAAGAAACAGGCAGUGCUUUAUGGGACAUUUUUCGGAGGGAAGAUGUUCCUCAAUUAGAGCAAUAUCUUAGAAACCAUGCAAACGAAUUUAGGCACACCUAUUGUUCACCUGUUGAACAGGUUGUCCACCCAAUUCAUGACCAAUCCUUUUAUUUAACUUUGGAGCACAAAAGGAAGCUAAAGGAAGAAUUUGGUGUUGAACCGUGGACCUUUGUGCAAAGGCUUGGGGAAGCAGUAUUUAUACCUGCUGGAUGCCCGCACCAAGUUAGGAAUCUCAAGGUGGGGAUUCAAUCACAUGCAGUGGAUAUUAGUGCAGCUACUUGAACGUGAGAGGUAGGGUCC